Aspergillus steynii IBT 23096 is the source of this 1245-nucleotide messenger RNA. Its product is annotated as putative mitochondrial carrier protein. The transcript is spliced from 2 exons. The record is from RefSeq and is a predicted model, not a curated record. NCBI's taxonomy places the organism in Eukaryota, Fungi, Ascomycota, Eurotiomycetes, Eurotiales, Aspergillaceae. Bases 1 to 1245 code for a protein of 414 amino acids. Gene Ontology annotation, cellular component: mitochondrion; mitochondrial membrane. Gene Ontology annotation, molecular function: pyrimidine nucleotide transmembrane transporter activity. Gene Ontology annotation, biological process: mitochondrial transport; pyrimidine nucleotide import into mitochondrion.
AUGUUUUCAGAAGGCCAUGGCACUUCAAAGGGUGCCGAUGGCUCUCAAGAGCAGCAGGUUACACAUCCCGACGGCCCCCCGUCGUCCAAUCUCCAUGUGACUCCCGAAGCGCAAUCAAGUCCGUUCCGCACUCGCAUCGAGCUGCUCUCUGCGCGCGUUCCCGAUUUCUACAUCGCGCCAUUCUGCGGAGCCAGUGCCGGCGUGGCAUCUGGAAUCGUAACAUGUCCCCUCGACGUGAUUAAGACCAAGCUGCAGGCUCAGGGAGGGUUUGCACGAAGAGGGCCUAAUGUUGUCGAGGCCAAAACACUAUACCGAGGCAUGCUGGGCACGGGCAGGAUGAUAUGGCGAGAAGAUGGUAUUCGAGGUCUCUACCAAGGACUGGGCCCCAUGCUGCUUGGAUAUUUGCCCACGUGGGCCGUCUAUCUAGCAGUGUAUGACCGGUCUCGGGAAUACUUUUAUGAAUCUACCGAUAGCUGGUGGCUCUCGAGAGGUUAUGCUUCCAUAUCGGCUGGUGCUUGCUCCACGAUAGCAACCAAUCCAAUCUGGGUGAUCAAAACACGACUCAUGUCCCAGAGUACCAAAUCUAAUAGCGAGGGUUUCCGGGCCCCAUGGCAAUAUUCUGGCACGUGGGACGCGGCUCGCAAAAUGUAUAGGACCGAGGGAAUCCGUUCAUUCUACUCCGGACUUUCACCCGCCUUGCUAGGACUGACGCACGUGGCCAUCCAAUUCCCGCUGUACGAGUAUCUGAAAAUGGCUCUGACUGGCUAUGGAAUCGGAGAGCAUCCCGACAAUGGAAGCUCCCACUGGAUCGGAAUAUCCUUUGCUACGUUCCUAAGCAAGAUAUGCGCGAGCACCGUGACAUACCCCCACGAGGUACUACGGACCAGGCUACAAACCCAGCAAAGGACCUCGCCUGCGCCAUCGCCCGAGGAGAUUGCAUUCCGUGGCGGACUGGACCACCCCCAGGACCGUGGUAGGCCUCCGGGUGCCGCAUCGUCUGAUGGCAUGCCUAACCGACCCCGAUAUACAGGGAUUGUCCGUACAUGCCAGACCAUUCUGAAAGAAGAAGGAUGGCGCGCAUUCUAUUCCGGGAUCGGCACCAAUCUAUUCCGAGCCGUUCCGGCUGCCAUGACCACAAUGCUAACAUAUGAAUAUCUUCGCAAACUCAUCGGCAACCUUCAGCACGAAGGGUCGUUGAAGCGGAAAUUGGAGGAGGAGACGCCAGAAGAUCCAGUUGGAAUAUAA